Molecule: messenger RNA, 2491 nt
Organism: Drosophila santomea
Lineage: Eukaryota; Metazoa; Arthropoda; Insecta; Diptera; Drosophilidae
Product: sodium-coupled monocarboxylate transporter 1
Exons: 9
Coding region: 559-2334 (591 amino acids)
Biological process (GO): transmembrane transport; sodium ion transport
Cellular component (GO): membrane
Molecular function (GO): symporter activity
Source: RefSeq, a predicted model, not a curated record
GUCAUUAAUAUUAGUUUGUAUACAUUUCCACGAACCUUCAAAUAUUUACGAUAUAUUUUCUUUUAAGUUCGUUUUAUGUGACUGCGGAUUUUUCACGGCCACAGUUUGGACGUUUUUUAAAUUGAUGGUGAUAUACCAAUAAUUUUAUUUAUGGAACUACAGCUAAGUGGUAAGCUUAAAGCUUCUAUUGCUGUGACAUUUUCACUUCAAAUUAGGCGCUCCAUGGCAGCGGUAAGUAAGAACACUUUUAUUUAAAUCACUUUUUACAAACCCAUUGUCAGUGCGAUAAUUGAAUUUGUUGGCCAAAUAUUUGCCAGUGAAUUACUGAUUUAAUUGGCGUCUAGAAGCGGUAAAAGCUGGGAACAUUUUAUUUGGCUCAUUAACAUGCUUCGCACGCUUUAGCGACUGCCAAAGUGUGUUUAUGACCACACCAUAGUCCUUCUAUAGUGUUUUCCAUCCCAGAUAACAUAUCUAAGAUAACUCAACUUUCGGCAAUCUCAGCUCCAUUGGGCACUUCACCUAACUUAGCUGGCAUUUUCCCAGAAGACCACAGCCAGCAUGGACACCUUCAGAUUUGGCACCGUUGACUACACGGUCUUCAUGGGCGGCACCAUACUAUCCAUCGCCAUUGGGCUGUACUUCGGUUGGAUAAAGAAGACCAAGAAGACGGUGGAGCCCGAGACGUCGUCGACUUUGGAUUCCCCGGAAAUAACCAUGCCGAAUUUCGGAUCGAAGAAGAUGAACGAGUAUCUGAUGGGUUCGGGCAAUCUGAAGGUGUUCCCAGUCGCAAUGAGCCUGAUAGCCAGUUUCAUUUCGGGCGUUGCUAUACUGAGUACUCCUUCAGAGAUCUACAACUAUGGCACGCAAUAUUUCCUGAUUGUCGUAGCGAUUGCCAUCCAAGGACUAGUGGUAUCCUACAUCUACUUGCCCGUGUUUUCCGCUCUCCAAGUGCGAUCAUCUUAUGAGUACUUGGGAUUGCGCUUUCACCCGGUCAUACGGAACAUAGUAUCCAUAAUGUUUGUCAUCGAAAUGCUACUCUACACGCCUUUUGUGGUCUAUGUGCCGGCCCUUGCUUUGAACCAGGCUUCCGGCCUAGAUAUUCACAUAAUAGAGGUGGUGACCAUUGUGCUGUGCGUCAUAUACACCCUAUUGGGCGGCCUUAAGGCGGUGGUGCAUACGGAUAUCUGGCAGGUUGCGAUCAUGUUUGUCUCCGUCCUGGUUGUGGCCAUCCUAGCCACCUGCAACAUCACCGACAUGGGUGAAUUCUUCGAAAGUCUGGCGGCCGGAGGACGACUCAUAAUUGGCAACAUCGAUCCCUCGCCAUUUGUGCGUAAUACGGUGUGGAGCGUGGUGAUCGGUGGCAGCUUCUACUGGACCUCCAUUGCGGCAGUGCACCAGACCAUGGUGCAUCGGUAUAUGUCGUUGCCCAACUUGCGGAUGGUCAGGACUUCCAUUGCCUACUUUGUCGUGGGAGCGGUCAUCUUUUACACCGUUCUCAGCUUCUUGGGACUGCUCAUCUUUCACAUGUACAAGGACUGUGAUCCAUUGAGCGCAGGACACAUCAUGAAUAACGAUCAGCUAGUGCCCCUCUUUGUGGUCCAGAGUGUGGGUCACAUCUAUGGAAUGCCCGGGCUUUUCAUAGCCGGUCUUUUUGGAGCUGGCGUGAGUUCGCUUUCCGUGGCCUUCAACUCUACAUCCUUGGUCAUACUACAGGACAUAGUCCGCGGCUGUUUCAAGAUGCAGCCGGGCGAAAGAACAUCCACGAUUAUCGUUAAGUCCACCAUCGUAAUCAUGGGUGCUGUGAUAUUUGGCUCGGUCAUUCUGCUGGAGAAAGUGAACGGCAUCCUGAGCAUCUGCAUGUCGCUGGUGUCCAUCGUCACUAGUUCCACUUUCGGAAUAUUCACGCUGGGUAUGCUGAUUCCUUGGGCGAACACAGUGGGCACCUUAGUGGGCGGAAUCACGUCCUUUUUCUUGACCGCCUGGAUUACUUUCGGCACGCAGAUUGCCGCGGCAUCCGGACAACUGCUUACCCAUAAGCUUCCUAUGUCGCUCGAAGGGUGCACCGGCAAUGUGACUGCUCCCGAAGUUGUUGCGGUGGACGAGGAGCAGGUGUUCCCACUGUACCGACUCUCAUUCCAGUGGAUAAACCCCAUCGGAGUGCUUACCGUCGUCAUUGUGGGCUCCCUGGUCUCUCUGGUGACCAGACCCACGGAUAUCAAGAGUCUCCAUUCGGAUUUGAUAUCUCCAGUGAUCCACAGAUUCCUGCCAAAAGAAUGCUUUAAACAACGCAAUGUCCAUAAAAACGCGGGCAACGAUAUUUCCACUAUCACUUAAAAUUAAUUUUUAUGUUGUUUAUGAAUGUAAUGUAAUGUUUCCCUGCAUUUGAUAAGUUAUAUUAAACUAAAGUAACGAACAAAGUUUUGGAAAAUAUCUGCUAAAAUACUUUAAGCAGUAUUUAAUAAGUUUAAAUAUUCCAAAUUCUCACAUUGGA